Molecule: messenger RNA, 370 nt
Organism: Funneliformis mosseae
Lineage: Eukaryota; Fungi; Glomeromycota; Glomeromycetes; Glomerales; Glomeraceae
Source: the annotation of a GenBank genome assembly
AAUCAAUUUGACUAGUUCCAGACCUCCUUCAGUUCAAAGAAUCAAUUUAAUUGGUUCCAGACCUCCUUCGGCUUCUUCUCUACAAAAAUCCAAUUUAACUAGUUCCAGCCCUUCUCCUUUGGCUUCUUUGUCUCAAAAAAUCAAGUUAACCACUUCUUUGGAUUAUUUAACUAGUUUCAGCUCUUUUCCUUCAGCUUUUUCAGCUAGUUCCAAACCCUUUUCAGCUUCUUCGACUCAGAAACCAUCCAUUAACUUAGAAAAAUUAAAAGAUAUAAGAGGAAGCGAUGAUAUAGAUUUAUCAGAGGACAACUACCAGAAUUUAGCUAAAGAAUUAUCUGAUUUACAUAUGAAAUACAAUCAGUUAGAAUGA